Messenger RNA from Phymastichus coffea, 974 nucleotides. RefSeq lists its product as uncharacterized. Bases 139 to 570 code for a protein of 143 amino acids. The record is from RefSeq and is a predicted model, not a curated record. The transcript is spliced from 3 exons. Lineage: Eukaryota; Metazoa; Arthropoda; Insecta; Hymenoptera; Eulophidae.
CGCUAUACUCGUUCAGUCUUGCCGCCGCUUCCAGCUCGACACGACAUAUUUUAAGGUGACUUGUGUGUGUGCUAAUCAGUGCUUCAUUAUUGCUUACUUGUGUGCUGAUAAAGUAGCAGUUAUCCUUAAAAUUUCGAGAUGGCAGACGUAGAAGCUAAGUCCGUCAGCACAACCGAGAAGAAGGUUGCCGAGGAGGAAGCGACGAAGGAGGUCGCUAAAGAUACCAAACCAGAGGACAAUGUAAGUCCGGUGAAAAACGCCGAGAAGAUCGAAACAGAGGCGGAAGAGGUCACCAACGACGACGAAGAUUCCAAGGCGUCAGAGAACGGCAAAUCCGAGGAUGCCAAAGAGAAUGGCUCGAGCGAGGAGAAGGAGGUUGAUGAAAAGGAAACCGAAUCCACCAAUGGCGAUUCCACGGAUGCACCCACUGACAAUGUCUGCUGCAUCAAGAGGAAAUCGACAGGUGGCGAGGUAACCGACGACGCGGCAAAGGAUGUCGUUUCGCCAAAGAAGGCAAAGAUCGACGAGGAUUUGCCAGCGACCAAGGUCGGAGCCAAUGGUCAAGUGUAAAAACACUUUCACAUUGUCAACUCAUCCCUCCCCCGCCCCUUAGGUCUAACCUUCUUAGACAAAGAUUUUUACACCGUCUGAUUUUUGGAAAUUACAAACAGUAAUAACAAUGACUAUGUUAUAUAGAGGAACAAGUUCAAAGCCGGACAGAGAUAAGUGCGAUGUUCGAAUUUCACAUCAUCAUACACGUACACAUUUGCGCACUCACGCAGUCAUAUCCGCAUAAUAAUUGUAAUAGACGUACCGACAUACACGAACACACGCAAAUACAAAUUCCCCUCCAAACAUGAAAGACAUAUAAGAAAUAGUGUCGUUUUUAUGUACUUCUCUCUCUCCCUCCCUCUCUCUUUCUCUCUCUCUCUCUCUCUCUCUCUCUCUCUCUCUCUCUCUCUCUCUCUCUCUCU